Messenger RNA from Herpailurus yagouaroundi (jaguarundi), 2253 nucleotides. It is a transcript of the gene TMEM177, whose product is annotated as transmembrane protein 177. Gene Ontology annotation, cellular component: membrane. NCBI's taxonomy places the organism in Eukaryota, Metazoa, Chordata, Mammalia, Carnivora, Felidae. The coding region runs from base 135 to 1070 and encodes 311 amino acids. The record is from RefSeq and is a predicted model, not a curated record. The transcript has 3 exons.
UCAGCGCCAGGCCCCCUGUAGUCCCCGCCCCCAGAGCCCAGGCCGGCCGCGCUCUGCGCUGGGCCCGCCCCGCGCACGUGUUGCCGUGUGCUAGGUGGCGGCUGCGGAAAAGGUUUACAACGGUGGCAGCGCUCAUGGCAGGUCCCCUGUGGCGGGCCGCAGCGUUUGUGCAGAGACACAGGACAGGCCUGGUGGUGGGUUCCUGUGCAGGCCUAUUUGGGGCCCAGAUCUCAUACCACGUCUUCCCAGAUCCUGUGAUCCAAUGGCUAUACCAGUACUGGCCUCAGGGCCAGCCAGCCCCACUCUCCCCAGAGCUGCAGAGGCUCUUCCAAGAGGUGCUACAGGACAUUGGUGUCCCCGCAGGCCAUAGCUAUGAGCCUUUCACCACCUUCACCUUCCAGCCUGUGAGUGCUGGCUUCCCGAGACUCCCCGCCGGGGCGGUAGUGGGCAUCCCAGCCAGCUUCCUGGGUGGCUCAUUGACCAACACUGAUCAUCCAGUGGUUGUACAUGGGCAAAGAGUGAACUGGCAGAGCCCAGCAGGUGCCCGGCUGAAAGAUGCCCUGACCCUGUCCCGCGACGCCCAGAAGUUUGCCUUGGCCAAGGAAGUGGUGUACCUGGAGAGCAGUGCAGCCGCCCUACAGGCUCUGCCGGCCCCAGCUUGCCUGGCAGGAACGUGGGCACUGGGCGUGGGUGCCAAGCAUGCACUGGGGCUCUAUGGGGGCCCCAUGAACAUACGGGCUGCCUUCAACCUGGUGGCAGCGGUGGUGGGCUUUGUGGCCUAUGCCUUCUCCACAGACUCUCUCACUCAUGCCCUGGAAGCCUGGCUGGACCGCCGCACAGCCUCCCUGUCUGCAGCCUAUGCCCGGGGUGGAGUGGAGUUCUAUGAGAAGGUUUUAUCCGGCAACGUAGCCCUGCGCAGCCUCUUGGGCACACACGGAGCGAAGCUGUAUACGCCUAGUGGGAACAUCGUUCCCAGACACUGGUUCCGCAUCAAACAUUUACCCUUCACGACCCGCCGGGAUUCUGUGCUGCAGAUGUGGAGGGCCACGCUCAACUCGGGCCGCUCCUGAGGGACUCAUCACAAGGACAGAUGCGGCUCCUGCAGGCACCACCCUGCUGUUGACUCUGGGGGCUCUCUUGGUGCCUCUGGACCCACAGCCCAUUGUCAGAUAAAUCAGACUUUGGAAUUAAACAGCCUAGGUUCUAUCCCGGUCCACCACUCAUGAUCCCGGGAGCUUGGGCAAGUCCCUUUUGAAUCUAAGCCUCGGUUUCCUCAGCUGUCAGAUGGGGACGAUGUAAAUUACCUGGCAGGAUUGUGGGGCAGCGUGAGUUGUGAACGAAAGGGCUUGGCCAAGAGGACAUCCCUCGAAGAAAUGGGAUAUCCCUCCUUGGUGUUUGAAUACCAGCCGGCUGUGGGAGUCAGGCCGCUUCUCCCCCCUGGAGGUGCUUGCACGACGUGUACAACCACCCUGUAGUUUACCUGGUGGUCUAAUCCCAAUUUCCUUCUAUUGUGGCAGACAUUGAAAACCUUCGAGGCCCAGGUGAGAAGCUAGUGUCGCCCUGAGAGGCUGGGAAGUGGGAGCUUGAGGGAGAGCUUCAAGGGUGAUGUGUCCAGCGAAGAUGGCAUGCUCAGAGAGAGCCCCUGGGCCUGAAGGGGAGUGGAGGUGUUGCUGGAACCCGGCAAGACCUAUGGCCGAAGGAAGAGGAAGGAACAAGCCAUUGCAGAACUGAGGCUCUGCAGGGAGGGAGCCUGCUGAUGCAUGAUGCAUGCUUUGAUAAAGCAAGUUGCCAUAUUGGAGCCUUGCCAUAGCACGGAACUAAGGGCCAUCUCUGAUCAACAGCUGGCUAAGAACUGAGGCCCUCAAUCCAACAGCCCAUGAGGGACUGAAUUCUGACAACAGCUGGAACUGAAUUCUGACAACAACUGAGUAGGCUUGGAAGAUAAUCUGUUCCCAGUCGAGCUUUCAGAAGAGACAACAGCCUCAGCCAGCACCUUCGCUGUAACCUGUGACAGACUCUGAAGCAGAGGACACAGCUAAGUUAUGCUUGGAUCCUUGACCCACAGAAGCAGUGAGACAAUAAGUGUGGGUUGUAUGAACCACUUAGUUUUAUGGUAAUUUUUUGUGCAACAACAGCUAACUAAUGCACAUGAUUAAUUAACAAUGGUUUGGGGUGCCUGGGUGGGUCAGUUGAACAUCCAACUCUUGAUUUCCGCUCAGGUCAUGAUCUCGACGGCUCUUGGGAUUGAGCCCU